AAUAGUAGAAAACAAGGCUUGUAAUUAGCUUCUAGAGAAAAGAAGCAUAAACUAACCUUCUACUGGGAUUUUGUUACCAUUUCAAGUUUUCUCCAAAUGGUGAGUGAGUGACAAAGUUCUCUCCAUAAAAAAAUGGAUAUUGAGAAAACAGAAUUAGAAGCUUUUUUUUGUUUUUUCUGUUUUCAUUUUGAUCACACAACAAGACAACUACAAGUCAAGUCCACACAUCAACAACAACAACAACAACAAAAACAAGAAACAGUAGAUUCACCUUCUUGUCUUAAAAUCACUACUUCAUUGUUGUUUGUUAUCUUUCUCUUGUUGUUUUUUACUGCCACCCCGGUAACUUCAGCACAAAAAAUCCGAAAAGAGCACCAAGUUUUUCGGGCGAAAGAAGAACUUAAUAAGAUGAAGCUAGUUAAAGCCCAUCUCAUGAAGAUUAACAAGCCUUAUGUCAAAUCAAUUCAGAGCCCAGAUGGUGAUGUAAUAGAUUGCGUCUUGACUCAUCAUCAGCCAGCAUUUGAUGAUCCUAUGUUAAAUGGAACAAAACCAAUGGAUCCACCAGAAAGACCAAAUGACCAUGAUCAACUAGAAGUAACCUUUGAAAAUCAUCAGUUGUGGAGUUUAUCAGGUGAUUCAUGUCCACAAGGAACAAUUCCAAUCAGAAGGACAAGUGAGCAAGACAUUCUAAGAGCUAAUUCGAUUAAAAAAUUUGGUCGAAAAAUUCCAAGACCAGUUAAAAGGGACACUUCUAGCUAUGGCCAUGAGCAUGCAGUUGGGUAUGUAAGUGGAAAUAAAUACUAUGGAGCAAAAGCAAGCAUAAAUGUGUGGGCUCCAAAGGUGACUAAUCGAUAUGAAUUCAGUCUCUCACAAAUGUGGGUUAUUUCUGGUUCUUUUGGCAACGAUCUCAACACUAUUGAAGCUGGUUGGCAGGUUAGCCCAGAACUAUAUGGUGACUACUAUCCUAGAUUCUUCACUUAUUGGACUACCGAUGCAUAUCAAACAACGGGAUGCUACAAUUUGCUGUGUUCGGGAUUUGUACAAACAAAUAAUAGGAUUGCAAUCGGAGCAGCUAUAUCUCCGAGGUCUGUAUACAAUGGAGGACAGUUUGAUAUCAGUUUGUUAAUAUGGAAGGAUCCUAAGCAUGGAAAUUGGUGGCUGGAAUUUGGGAAGGGUACUCUAGUCGGGUACUGGCCUGCAUCGCUAUUCACUCAUCUCCGCGAUCAUGCAAGUAUGGUUCAAUUUGGAGGAGAAAUUGUGAAUAGUCGGGCUUCGGGCUCACAUACUUCAACCCAAAUGGGAAGUGGGCAUUUUUCGGGUCUAGGAUUUGGUAAAGCUUCUUAUUUUAGGAAUAUGCAAGUGGUGGAUUGGGAUAAUAGCCUAAUCCCUUUGUCUAAUUUUAAGAUACUAGCAGAUCAUCCAAAUUGUUAUGAUAUUAGAGGUGGGAUUAACAGAGUUUGGGGUAAUUAUAUAUAUUACGGUGGGCCCGGUAAGAAUCCUAGGUGUCCGUGACAGAUACGUGGUAUUUUGGUAUUGGUUAUAAGUAUAUCAAAGGGUGAACAAAGUUUUGAAAUUUUGGUUUUAGUCUAGUUUUUAUUAUAGGAUGUUGGUUUUUUUAUAAUGUGUUAGGGUUAUUGCUUUUCUAACACAGAAUUGAUUAAUGAUAGUGUUGUAAUCAAAUCAGAAUAUUAUGUAAAUCUAAAGUUUUGAGUUCUAUAUAGCUUAUAUAAUGGUUUGAGUAUAAGAGUAUGAAUCA
Erigeron canadensis is the source of this 1756-nucleotide messenger RNA. RefSeq lists its product as uncharacterized. The coding region runs from base 133 to 1512 and encodes 459 amino acids. Lineage: Eukaryota; Viridiplantae; Streptophyta; Magnoliopsida; Asterales; Asteraceae. The record is from RefSeq and is a predicted model, not a curated record. The transcript is spliced from 7 exons.